This is a messenger RNA of Penicillium taxi, 513 nucleotides long. Its product is annotated as ribonuclease H2 subunit C. NCBI's taxonomy places the organism in Eukaryota, Fungi, Ascomycota, Eurotiomycetes, Eurotiales, Aspergillaceae. The transcript has 3 exons. Gene Ontology annotation, cellular component: ribonuclease H2 complex. Gene Ontology annotation, biological process: RNA catabolic process. The annotation marks the transcript as partial. The record is from RefSeq and is a predicted model, not a curated record.
AUGCCAGACACAUGGGCCUUCCAACCAAGCCCUACAACAGGUCAAUCUGGAAACACCGUUCCAAAAUACACACCAAACGUCCUUCCUUGCCGAAUCCAUCAUGAUGGUCCGAUCAAUUCCGUUGACCGCUACUGGACACCCGAGGAAAAUGGAGAUGAGGCGCAGACGGUGCAUUUCCGGGGGCGCAAACUGCUAGGACGCCGCGUUGCUGUGCCGGAGGGCUAUCAAGGUGUCAUCGCCACACGCACGGAUAAGGUGUUACCAAGUCAAAAUCAACAGGCGGCCGACGAGGAGGCCGAACCCGAGCAGCCGGUUGGGGUUAUCGAGACACAGGGCACAUUCGACGAGGUGAUUGUAUGGGGACAUGAGAGUCUUCCGCUUGCAGAUGAUACUUUCGUCAAGGGAGUUGAGGAGUGGGUAAAAUUCGCUGAGAAGGUAUGUCAAGCUUCGCUUCUUGUGGUUUAUCAUCUGACCUUUUUUAGAUGCAUGCGCCAGCGAUGCCUGUCACUAAUG